This is a messenger RNA of Cinara cedri, 10217 nucleotides long. Lineage: Eukaryota; Metazoa; Arthropoda; Insecta; Hemiptera; Aphididae. The record is from the annotation of a GenBank genome assembly.
AUGUACGCUUUGCAGACCGUCGGAAGUACCACCAGUUCCGUCAAAGGUAAUCAAUAAUAAUAAUAAUAAAUACAAUACAAUUAAAUUGUAUUUAAUUACACAAUAUCAUUGAAUAUAACAUUAUGGCCUAUAUAACGUGUGUCAUUCAAUUGUGACAUUUAUUUCACGGGAUUUUCGCUAUACAUUUACAAUUUUAUCGUGUAUUUCAGACGACACAGAGGUCUUAGAAAUAGACGACGCAGGGAACUCAAUUGCCGAACAGAUCAUCAGCAAUAGUAACGCCAUCAAACGUUCGGGGAAAUUGACAAAACCAAGUAAGUGUUGACAGUGUUGUUAUGUUUUAAAUUUGUUUUAUACAUAUUAUGUUAUUAUUAUUUUUUUUUUUUUAUGAACAUAAUAUAUAAUAAGGUACGCACAUAAGUGGUAUUUAAGCAUAAGUUUUUCAUAUAGAUUUUUUCUCUCGUUUUUUUUUUUUUUUUACAACGAGACACUCAAAAUAGAAUCACAUGUAAAUAACAAUAUUAUCAGUGAUAUCUAUAAACUACAAGUCGUUUUAAUACUUUUUUCUGCGCCAUUUUGUUUCGUCAUUAACACUAAUGAUAAAGUAUCUAUAUAGGUACUUUUGAAUUCCAAUAUUAGGUAAUAUCUAAUAAUACAGUUGUUUCUUACAAGGGUGGAUUCAGGGACCCAGGAUCUGUUUACAGAGGGGGCACUUUAAUUAGUCAAAUUCCUACUAUACUGCAUUUUUAAUUAUCAAUGAAACAUAACCAUUACACAAUUAUAAAAAAAAAAACUCAUACGGUUAGGUAGCUAUUGUCAGUUGUGUAAAUUAUUAUGUUACGUAAUAAUUUAAUAUGUAAUAUGCACAAAAAAUAAAGUCUCAUACAUUUAUGUAUAAUAUAUAAACAAUAUAUACAAUAAAUAAACACAAAUAUAAAUAGUUUUUGGUAAACGGUGGGGAGGGGCAUUUGUUCUCAGUGCUACCCCUUUGUUAUAUUAUAGAACUUUGAAUUUCGCAAUCAAAUUUGAGGAAAACUAAGGAACUGUUAACAUAUUAUUCUUGGGGAAAGUUCUAAAUGUUAACUUUUUUAUAGCGCGCAUGCGAAAUAGUUACUAUGCACUUUUUUUUUUAAUGAAAACUGAAACUGUCAAAUUGGUACUCACCUAUCGACAAUCACUAUAUGCAUGUAUGGUCGUAACUUAUAAGUCAUAAUGUAAAAGAAAGUUCAAACAUUACUAUAAUAUCACUAUAUAAUAAGGAUUCACUUAAUAAGGAUAUACUUACUAUUUAACACGCAUUAUAGUUUAUAGCGUGUAUAUUAUAUCUAUAUCCUGAUAUUUGCAUAUGUAUAAUAUUGUUUUCAUUUCAUUUUUGUUUUCAGAUGGCUAUCAAUCUUCUCAGUUUCAUCCCGCAAUUCAUAAUUAUGGUAAAAAUAUUUUAUUUUUUUUUACCAACAAAAUAACGUAUGAAAUAAAUAUUAAGUUGAAUAAUAGUACCACAAGUAUGGAAUAUUGCACUGUAUUUGUUUAAAUGUUCAACUUUUCUAAUAAAUACAUAAGAUGAAGGCAAAAAAUUAAAUAAUAAUAUUUAAUUUUGAAAGCCUUUGCAGAAAUGAGAUAUUGCUAUAGUGUUAGUUAGUAUUACCUGUUUACUGUUUACACAUAAAAAAAGAAACAGUAUUUUAUUAGUAAUUAGUACCUAUAAUAAUUUAAUUACGAGUAUAGUUUCUAUUCUACAAAACAAUACUUAGGCUUUGGGUUCAUAUGAUUUCAGAACGAGAUAUUGAUGACGAAAACCUCUCUGUCAGUUUGUUUUUUUGGGCAAUAUUUCAAGCUGUCGGACUCGCUUGUGUGGCCGCGAUUAUUUGCCGAACUAUUAUGUACCAUGAAGGUUAUUUCGAAGAGUCUUCCUAUCCUAACGCAACGUCCAUUAGUCCAGUUCAAUUUUCCAACUGGCAUUUUUUGCUGAUCACAAUUGGAUUAUACCUGUAUGCCAAUUGUAAGUGUAUACUGUAUAGGUGCAUAUUGUAAUGACAAUCGAUCUAUCAAAUAAACAGUAUUACAUAAUACUCAUAAUUUUUAUUUUUUAAAAUAAAAAUUAAUUAAAUACAUGUGAAUUGCAUUCAAAUAAAACAUUUCGAUUUACUUUUCCAGCAAUUUUCAUGAUUAAAACCAAAAAACUUGACGUAACACUGCCAUACAUAAUGUUACACACGUUUUCGCUGAUUGUAUGGGCGUUGGGAUUGUACGCUCUGUACGUGAGCAAGGAAAUGAGUAAGCCCAUAGGGAGCAAAUUCUACGUGGUCCAUUUUUACUCGAUAGACACCUGGGCCUAUGUGGUAGCCGCAGUACUCUUCGCGCUUCAGUGGCUGACCGCCAUAUUCGCAUACAUGCUGACUUUUCUGCGCAAAGUGGGCUUACCCUUGGGUAGGAUGUUCAGUAUGUACACGGCCCUUGCAAUUUCUAUCGCCCUCAUCGCCGAAGCCAAUCAACAAGUCGUAAAAUCGUUGUAUGUAUCUUUUUAUACCUAUAACUAUAAACUUAAAGUAUAAAUGUGAUAAAGAUACCUAGGUAUACCAUUUUUAUAAGUUACUUAUAUCGAAUAGCUAAAUAUAUAAUAUUAAUAUUCUGGUGAAAAUGCAGAGGUAUAGUCAGGGAGGGCUAAGAGAGCUAUAGCUAAACCCCUCAUCACAAUGGCCAUGUUAAUGUUUACAUACAUUUUUAACGAUUUUAAUGUUAACUGCGUGUCUAGAUAUUUUUAUCAUUCCUGAAAGAACGUUUUCUGCACUGAAUUAAAUGAAAACGUAUGAAACAUCACUAUCAGAAAAUACGCUCAAUGAUGUGUUAGAUAUCCAAAACACCCUAACCUACGCUCAUGAUCCAAGCAAAAACAUAUUUAGCCCCCUUCCAUUACAUUUCCCUAGAUACACUAUUGUGAAAGCUAAUUAUUUUAUGUAUCUACUUUAGUGGGAUAAUGAUACAAUAUUUAUUGUUAUUUUAUAAUGCUUUCCUGUUUUCGUAAAACAUUAUGUGUAAUGAUAUAACUUAUGCCGAUUCAAAUUAAACUAAUAUUUUUUUCUACACUUCACAUUUCACACAUACUUGGUUAAAUUGUAGAUAAAACGUGUAGGUAAUGUUUUGUAGUUUUAAUUAAAAAAAAAAGAUUAAGUUUAGAGAUAAGCUGUGUUAUCUAUAACAAAUUAUUUCAAUUAGGUAAUAAUAAUGAUAUUUUUUUGGUAUUCCUAAAUGUUAGACUAAAAUUUAUUGUAUGUUCUUUAUAAUAAUAAUUAAAAUAAUAAUAAAUCCCGAAUUAGUAGUUUUGUUAAUAAAAAAAACUACUAAUUUUCUAAUUAAAUAGCUCUACAUUUCAAUAGAUGUACACAAUUUUAAAACAUUCAAGUACUUAAUAUUUAAUAUAGGCGAGGGCACCCACAGAGAGGUGCCAUGGUCCCUCCCACUGUUUUAGUUAAAAUUAAAUACUAAUUGUUUUAUUACUUGCAUGACUUAAAUAUUUAAGCCAUGAUUACUUUUAAGUUGUAAAUUGUAAAAAAAACCCCCUCAGUUUAUAUUUCUGCGGGCGUCCUUGAACAUAUUCUAUAUUAUACAUAUAUUAAUUGAUGACUAUUUGUCUAAUAUUGUCUCCUUUAUGGUACCAAUAUAUAGUAUUUAUUUUAUGUGAAUCUAAUAAUUUGUAUGGGGAUUAAGUCCUAUUAUAUUUCUUAAUAAACACUUGAUAAUCGAAAAGUAGGUUUGUAAUAUUGCUAAGCAACAAUUGCUGCUGUUCGUGGUACCUACUGCCUACUAAUAAUAUAUUAUCUAGAUGUCUAAAAAGUAAAUAAUUAUAUAAUUAUAGCACAGUUCAUAUAUGCCAACAUUUCAAUGUUAAAUAUAAUUUUAUUGUCAAACUUCGUGACCAAAUCUCACGUUCUACAUUCAUGCGUUGUCUUUACAUACUUCCUGUAAUAAAUUUCCUCCUAGAUAUCAUUAACUCAAGUUUAUCAUAAUUAAUUAAUUAGAACACGUCUUAUUCGAUCUAAAAAUUUAUCUACAGUUUUGAAGUGUUCGCUUGAAAAUGCGGUCUAGUGUAGAGAGGAUUAAUCUACAAACUAUUACAUAAUACCAUUGAUUAUAUUAAUCAAUAAUACUUAACUAUGUCUUAAAUAUCAAAUUUCAUAAGAAUAUUUGACAAUAUUCAAUUAAUUAGCUAAUAUUGUGUAUAUUAUGUAUUUGUUUUUUGUGUAAUGUUUCAGAAAAGGAGAUUAUAAAACAUAUUCAGUAGAAACAUAUAUUUUAAACGGUUUUGGAAUGCUCGUAAUGUUAUUUUUAUUUUUAAUUGUGUACAUAGUUGUAAAUCCUAACAAAAAUACAUUGUAAAAUUUAUUUUAGAGACGGUAAAGAUACCUACCUAGUUAGUACAUACUUAUUUAUAUCUGCCUACUGUUAUUGUAUUAAUUUGCAAUCAUUAUUAAUUAUUAUAUUGUACAUCUAUCUACAUAAUACAUAUAAUAAUAUAAAUAAUACAUAUUUUAUUUAUAAGAUUUUUCAUUUAAUAAUUACGUAUAUUUAAAAAGAAUAUAUAUAUAUAUAUAUAUAUUUUGUAAAUACUUAUUACUUAGUUUGAGUUUUUAAAUUUAAUUUGUGAUUUAUGUAUAAUAUCAUAUAAUAGAUCAAUGAUUCACAAACUGCGAGGCGAACUUCCAUAGACAGAUGUGAGCACUUUACAGAGAAGGUAUGAAGUAAAUAUAUUACACGUUUAUCUUUAAACCAUUGGAAUUUAAGAUUAGGACUUUUGGGGAUUUCUUGGAAUCAUAUAAAAGAUGAAAAUACCUAAAUUAGCAACACAACUUUGCGUGCCAUUUGUAUCUUCAUUUUCAGCAGUAUAUUCGUCAAACUAUUGAUUAAUAUAAUCCAAAUAUUGAAACAAACUCAACGUGGAAAAAGAAAUACGUGUAGUAAUAACAACGUUGCUUUCUAACUUUGAUACGAGAAAUACACGCAAAAACAAUAAUUUUUAAUUAAUUUUGUUGUGGGUAGAUUAUUUAAUCAUGUGAGACGUGCUCAAAAUUAAUGUUCUAUUUUUAUAGAGGGUUGAAUUUAAAAAAAAUUAGAACUUCUGUAUUCGAUUUUAAAAACAUAAUAAUGUAAACAUGAUAAUAUCUGUAUUUAUAUAACAUUUAUAAGUAAUUGAUUAAACAUUAAACCGUGGUUUGUCAAACGGUUAAUUACAAUUGAGCGGACAACGGGUUAUCUUAAAAUAGAUAACCGUAUAUAUAUAUAUAUAUAUAAUAGUAGCAUAAGUUUACAGUAAAAUUAUCAUCGAUUGAAUAAAUAUUGACAUGUGUAUCAAAAAUUAUCUAUAAAAAAUUAGUUUUAAAAUAUCAUAGACGCGAAAACAUUUCGUCUCUAAAAUAGUUCCUAGUAACUUGCUACACGCAAUCAUGAACGUCUCGAAGGCAGGUGCGAUCAGCUCCGUCAAAGGUAGGUACAUAUAAAUUAAAAUACGUAUUAUUUUAAUGUUUCAAUCUCUGCAGUGUAAACAACAAUCAUAAACAGUAGCGGCAUGAAGUAUAUCUACCUCAAAUGACCAAUUUCAUUUUCUACCCAUCUACCUACCAAAAAUACUCCCACAAUCUUACCAACCCUUGUCUGUAAACUUUAAAAUGAAAACUAACAGGUUGACCCAAAAUUAAUUAUUACACCCUUUUUUUUUGUCACGUGAUUCAAAUAUGUCUCUUCACAUGCCACUGAUCGCAAGUCACAACACUACCAAAUAUCGUCUAUCAGAUUUACUAGUGUGAUUUUGUACACGCGUAGAAUUUUUUUCGCGUACAGAUGAUACGGACGACGGAGUAUUGGAAUUGGACAACGACAAAAACUCUUCAGUCAAUAAUGUGGAAAACGUGACCAAAAGUAAUAAUAAUCCUGUACAACUUUUGGGAAACCCGACUACAGCUGCUGCCAGUACGUAUUUCGACGCGUAGUAUAUAGGUAUAUCUGGUAUCUAUAUGGUACAAUUUUUAAAAUGUAGAUAUCGCGACAAACCAGCUAAUCUAUCAGCAUAGACAAAAUUUUUUCACCGAGUUCGCUGCCCUUUUUUAUAUAUCCUGAAGAGACCUGAAGAUCUGGUUUUAUAGUACCUGUCUAAUAAUAUAGCUGUAUCUAUAUCAAUUAUAUAUUAUUAAAACUAUAUAUUUUUUUUUUCAUACACCUUAAAAAUUUAUAUUUUUCGAUUUAUCUACCCACAAUCUACAUAUUAUGAUGCAAAAUGAUUAAAAUUUAAAAUGUGUUUGUUUGUUAUAAAGAUACCUAUUUGUGCAUCCGUGUUUAUGUAAAAUUGAUAUUAGUCAUCCACAUAAUAUGACCAAUCAAUUAAUAACGAUUAAUAAUUUCCAUCACUAUUAUAAUAUUAUUAUUAUGAUACUCACGAGUGGACUGUUUUUAUUAGAUAUUGUUUAUUUAACAAGCACGACCACUUAAAACCUAUUUUACAUAACUAUUAUUAUUUUUAAUGAUAAUUCAUCGGUACCUAGCUAGGCAUAUUAUAUGUACUGUCGUUGUCUGUACUUUAUUUGUCUAUACUGAACAAUAAUAUGUUGAAACGUAACAUAUAUUUAAAAUAAAUAAUGCAAGUAUUUAAUACCCAUUAUUCUACUAAUACUGUGGUUUGGUUUUUUGAUAAGUAUUUUUAGUUGACGUUGGAUAACAAUAUUAUUCUACUUAGGGGCGUCUCCAGACCUUGACUAUGGUGGGGGGGACAAACAAAUUUAAUUUAAUAUUAAUGAAUUAUAAGAAAAAAGAAAACGGAUAUACUUCACACGAUGGGUGGACCACUGUUAUAGAUGAGAAGUUGGGAAGGUAGGAUAUUGAGGACAAUUUAAUGCUAUUUGUAUAGAUAUUAAUAUCUGUUCCUAAGCAAAUUUAAGCAUUGCCAAUAAAAAAACGAUUCUGAGUGGAGCUCGGUUAAUAGUGUUUGCUGGGCAAACAAUUUUUACUCUUGAAUACCACCGCUUCGGUCAAAAAACAAAACCUUUAUGUCUGAUAUCAUUUCAACUUAUAUUAGCUUAGAAGACUGCAGAUAUAUUGUACAAAUGCAAUAAAAUAGUACAAUUUAAAAAUUAAAUUUAUUUGUUUACCGUAAAUAAAUAAUAAUUAAAAUAAUGAUAAUAUGAAUAACAAAAACAAUAAUAAUAAUAAUUAACAAAAGUUAGAUGAGCAGGCCCAAAAUACUUUUAUGUUAAACAACGUUUUGCAAGCGGUUUGAUCAAUAAUAUUUACUAUAUUAAUGAAUUCCCAAGCAUUUUUGUUUCGCAAAACAAUUUUAUCAACAGAGUGCCUACUGAAUAAAAAUUACGUACAAAACUCGCAAAAUUAAAAUAUUUAUAUAUUGCUAAAAAAUUCUACCACUUUAAGAAAAGGCAAAUAUAAAUUUGAGGAGGUAUUUAGAGAGGUCGCUUUAUAGAGGCAUAACACUUGACGGGACCAAAACAAAUUACUGUUGCACAGAGGUGAUCGUUAACGGAAAUUGUCUGUAGUAUCUACCAAAGAAAAACUAAAAAAAAAAAAUCUAAAAUGUUUAAUAUUCAUAAAAAACUCAAAAAUCACCAAAAUAAGUUAAAAAUUUGACCAAGUUUAAAAAACGCUAAUAUCCUAUUAAAAUGCCAUUUCUAUCGAAAAUAAUAAAAUCAUUAAUCGUAUACUAUUCUCGUAUUUCCUACAUUUUUAUAAUUCAAUUAUUAUGAAAACAUGAAAACUGCUUGGAAAAUUAAAAUAUGACUUUAUACUAACCGACUAGAUCUAAAAUAAAACCAAAAAGGUCUCUUGUCCUUUUUCGAUUGGAGUAUAAUUUCUGGUAGAAAACAUAAAUCGUAAAUAUUUAAAAGAAAGAAAACAUAUAGUCCGUAAAUUUGUCCAUUGUCAUUUUACGUCUUUUUCCGGUUUUUCCAAUUUAUUAUAAAAACUGAUUGAAAAAUCAAAAACUAAUUUACUAUCUCACUAGCCAGAUACGAAAUGCAACAAAAAAGAUCUCUGGAUAGUUUUUGAUUAAAGCAAGACUUUUUGUAGAAAAUUUGUUUGGAUACAAAAAAGAACACACAUCAUGGUAAAACUACUCAAAGAUUAGAAUCUAAAACUAAAAGAUUGUACUACGAUUAUAUAUAGGCCAAGAUAGCCUACUAUAAUAUAGAAAGUAAACAAUUUUAAUCCGCACUACUUAUUAUGUUCGCUCAACCUUUCCUAUAGCAAUACUACAUAAUGAUUGUGGUAUUAUAUAAGUAUAAUAUUAAUAUCUUAGGAUGGUGAUAUGAUUUCAGACCAAAACGACAACGAGAAUGAAAACGACUGGGUUGGUUUGUGUUUUUGGACAAUAUUUCAGGUUGUCGGACUUGCGUGCGUGGCCACGAUUAUCUGUCGGUCUGUGAUAUAUCGAAAGGGAUAUUUUGAAGCGUCAUCCGAUUAUUCUACGCAGUUGGUGUCAAUUACCGUAACACAAUUUUCCAAUUGGCAUUAUUCGUUGACCACAAUUGGAUUCAUAUAUCUCUAUGCAAAUUGUAAGUUUUUCAACGGAAACCGCAUAUAUUAUACUGAAUGAUAACGUCUAAAAUUUCGCUUUGAAAUCUUGUACAAAUGCCAAAACCAAAUUAAUUAUUUUAGCCAAAAUUAACUCGCGAAAUGGAAAACGUAAUACGUAUAAAGUCCGCGUAUACACAAUACAUAUUAUUAUUAUUCGCAGCAAUGUUAAUGCUGCAGAAAAACAAAAAUUCGGACGUCACGCUACAGUACGUAAUGUUGCACACGUUUGCGUUCGCCGUCUCGGCGUUGGCCCUGUACGCCAUAUACGCGAAUAAGGAAACGAACAAGCCCAAAGACAGUAAGUUCUACCAGGGUCAUCUAUACUCCGUGCACUCUUGGGUCGGCCUGUGCGCCGCGCUGAUGUUCACGGUCCAGUGGCUGAGCACCGUCGCCGCGUUCGUCAUGCCGUGUCUACGGAACGCGGGCCUGCCACCGGGCAGGACUUUCAGCCUAUACACCGUCUUCGUGUCAUCCGUCGCUCUCGUUACUGGAAUCAAUGGACAUGCUAUCAAGCUGUUGUAAGUAUACGAAAUAUAGCGAAUCGCCAGAAUAUAAAUUCACCAGAAAAUUUUGAUUACUAUAAUAAUACUAUAAUGUCAAUAUAUUGCCCCCCCCAAAAAAAAGAGCUGAUAUUGAAUGCGAGUGAGCCACUGUUGUACGUGGAACUUUGACAAGUUAGAUUACAUAAAGUUAAUCUGUCGCAACAAUAUAUAGUUCUCAAUGAAAAACGAUUUUGAGCUAAGUUCGGUAAUAAAAUUUGAUCUUGAAAUGUUUAUAAAAAAAACUACUUUACCGACAUACCUUGUACGUGAGAGCAGCCAGUGUUGUAGGUGGGAAAUUCAGAAGAUAGGAUACAAAACGGGAAUUUAAUGUAUAUCUGUAAGUAACGAUAAACCAUUGCUAAAGAAAAAACGAUUCUGAGUGAAAUUCAGAUGAUAGUGUUGCUUUGUCAACAAUAAAAUAUAUGGAAUAUAUCACAUUAUGGUAAAAUGAUUACAACAAUAUACGUUUCCAUGACAAAAAUGAUUGUUUAAAAAAGAUUAAAAUAAUAAAAAUGGUUGCCAGUGACAACCUUAUUUUUAAUCUUUCAAUCUUGUUUAACCUAAAGACCAAGGUUUUCUUCAUUAUCUUGAAUAUUAAUGAGAAUUUCAAAAAAUGACCUUUUUAAAGUACCACCUAGAGAACAUUUCCUUUCAGAAAAGGUUAUAUACUUGAUAAUCGGAGUAUACUUUCUGGUAGAAAAAGUGGUCAAAUAAAAAUAAAUUUAAAAAAAUAAAUAAACAUCAUUGUAAAAUCAAUACAAUCAUCGCUCCACUCAGAAUCUAAAAUGACAAAAAGUAAUGAUAAUUUAACAUUUUAAAGCUGCUCGUUUAUUAAAUUGUCAAAAAAAAAAAAAAAAAAUUAAAAUUCUGAGAUAAUAAAUGUCAUAUAACAGAGGGACUAAUCAUAUUUUAUAUGUAUAUGUAUUUAAAGAACAUACAUUUUUUUUUUAUUGUGCGUAUUUCAGAAAAGGGGCUUAUAGAACCUAUUCUACAGAAUCAUUGAUUUUGAACGGUUUUGGAAUGUUGGUUAUGGUUUUUCUAUUUCUAAUUGCCUUCAUGGUACUAAAACCAACGAGAACAUUAAGAAUGUAUGUACUCCAUGAAUAA